Molecule: messenger RNA, 1023 nt
Organism: Sporothrix brasiliensis 5110
Lineage: Eukaryota; Fungi; Ascomycota; Sordariomycetes; Ophiostomatales; Ophiostomataceae
Product: autophagy protein
Exons: 2
Coding region: 1-1023 (340 amino acids)
Source: RefSeq, a predicted model, not a curated record
AUGAUCUUCUUGCUCAGCGUGGCCCUCGCGGCCGCCGUGCAGCCGGCAGCGGCUAUGCUGGCGUGCGACCGCGUCGUCGCGGACAAGCAGAUCUUCGACUUUAGCCCUCUCCGGGGCCCGCACUCCGUCGUCACGACGCAGCACACUCCGCCCACCGAGCAGAAUGUUACGUACACGCUGGAUCUGUGCGGCCCGCUGAAGCGCAAGGAGGACGUGCCCAAGGGAGAAGAGUGCCCAAACGGAAGCUGGGCAUGCGCGAUAAAACGACUACGAGCGGCCGACGGAACGACCAGCAUCACACAGGUGAUUCCACUGGCCGGCAACCUCGCGGACCACGGCGGCGGCUCGCUCGACCACAAGGCGACGCGCCUCAAGACGGCCGACUCGAACGCGGACGCGCAGCAGGAGGGCGUGCGGCUGGUGCUGCAGGGCGGGCGGUACCCGCUCGACGGCGCCGUCAAGGACCGCCAGAACCAGCGCGUGAUUGUGGAGCUGCUGUGCGACAAGGAGCGCACGGGCACCGAGGGCGAGUGGCUGGUGGACGAGUACGAGGGGGCGGCGGGCGGCGGCUCGGCGGAGCCGCCGCAGACGGUGGCGAACGAGACGCUCGUGGAUGCGGGCUUCAGCACGCGCGAGGACCACCCCGGCGAGAAGCAGCUGACGCGCGAGGGCGAGAACCCGGCGCUCGUGUUUGGCGGCUACGAGAUCCACGACGCCGACGGCGCGUUUGGCACAUUGCGGCUGACGUGGUACACCAAGUACGCGUGCGAGAACGCGGCCGACGGGCGGCGCGACCACUGGGGCUUCUUCACGUGGUUUGUGGUCCUGGUGUUUCUGGGCACGGCGGCGUACCUCAUCUUUGGCUCCUGGCUCAACUUUAACCGGUAUGGCGCGCGCGGCUGGGACCUGCUGCCGCACAUCGACACCUUGCGCGACGCGCCGUUCCUGCUCAAGGACUGGGUGCGGAGGCUGAUUAACACUCUCCAGGGCAGCGGCAGCCGGGGCGGCUACAGCGCUGUGUGA